Molecule: messenger RNA, 1973 nt
Organism: Engraulis encrasicolus (European anchovy)
Lineage: Eukaryota; Metazoa; Chordata; Actinopteri; Clupeiformes; Engraulidae
Gene: exosc1
Product: exosome component 1
Exons: 8
Coding region: 20-628 (202 amino acids)
Biological process (GO): RNA processing
Cellular component (GO): cytoplasm; nuclear exosome (RNase complex)
Molecular function (GO): RNA binding
Source: RefSeq, a predicted model, not a curated record
UGUUUGCAGCCAAUUGACGAUGACUCGGCUCUUGCUUCAAAACAUGUCGCCGAUGAAGCUGUGUGUUCCAGGAGAGAGGCUCUGCAGCACCGACGAUUGCAUACCCGGAACGGGCACGUACCUACGACACGGCUAUGUCUUCUCCUCUCUCGCGGGCUACGUGCUUAGAAGGAACGAAGGCGAGGAGUUACCUGUCAUCUCCGUCGUUAAAGAAACAGAAAGGAAGCUACUACCCGAUGUCGGUGCUAUAGUAACAUGCAAGGUGACCAGUAUUAACCCCAGGUUCGCAAAAGUACACAUCCUCUAUGUUGGAUCCACGCCACUAAAAGAUCGGUUCAGAGGAACCAUAAGGAAAGAAGACGUGAGAGCAACAGAAAAAGACAAGGUUGAAACGUACAAAUGCUUCCGUCCCGGUGACAUCGUCCUUGCAAAAGUCAUCUCCCUCGGUGAUGUGCAGUCCAACUAUCUCCUGACGACAGCAGAGAACGAGCUGGGAGUGGUGGUGGCCCACAGCGAAGCAGGUGCCCAGAUGGUGCCCAUCAGUUGGUGCGAGAUGCAGUGCCCGCGCACCCACGCCAAGGAGUUCCGCAAGGUGGCCCGGGUGCAGUGCGAGUACCUCCAGGCAUGAGGAGGAACCGCGGCGACCGCACCCCCACCACACCCCCAGGAACACACAGCUUCCCAGGAACACACAGCUUCUCUUACCAACACCACCAUCAGAAAGGCAGCAGAGCAGCUGUGCAAUGGGGGUAAUUCCAAGAACAUGGUUAAGUGAUAAACCUGGUUUAAGUUAACCUGCAGGAAGUAGUUAACUUGCUAAUAGAUGGGCUGGUGGUAUCAUUUAGAUGUAACAGAGACAUUGGAGAAGGUCGAGAUGAAUCAAGCCCAUACUUUUCUGAGGUCAAUGUGACGGAAGGGGAACGCCCCUUUAGGAGACUUGAUGUUGAGAACAAAUGGAGUUCCUUUAGCUUCAUAGAUGGCGGUAGCAUGCACCUUCUGCCAGCCACCACCAAAAGCCACAGAAAGAGAAGAAGGCCCUCUUAGGAGACCGAACUUAAGCACAGUCUUUUGCAUCGGAUAGGUGAAGUUUGAUUUAUCGCACUAUACUAGAAAAUCUUGGGUUGAAACAAGGACUCCAGGCUGUUCCAUUAGAUGGUUGACCACUACCUCCAGGUUCACUUUAACCUUGUUUACUACUGAACCAGCUUCUUGGAAUACCACCCAGUCUUAUGAGCCACACGUCAGAAGGGUUAGACAGUAUGUGUCAGGCAGGCCUGGUGCUUUCUGACAGUCCUUUUGAUGUGACGAAAACAAUGUCAUUGAGAAUUGCUGCCCAUUUCAAAAAUAGUUGUACUGCUCAUGCUACCCUUGACUUGUCAGUGUUUGACGAUGUAGAAUUUUUUCAAGAUACUUUGAGAUACUGACAAUACUUAAAAAAAAACCUCAAUAUACUCCAUUUCUCAUCCCAAAAGUUAUGCAACAUCAGCAGGCCCCUAACAACUCAGCAAUAACUUUUGGGAUAUUUGGAGUGUGUUGAUUUUUUCUUUUUUUUAAGAUGUAAACAAAACAUGCCCCUACUAGAAUGGCCAGGAUCUCAGAAUUAAAAAAAAUGCCCCAUUGUUGGGUGCUGACAAGUCAAGUAUAGUGUUAACAAUACAAUUGUCUGAGUGUUGAUAUUGGCAGGAAUUCUUCUUUCAAACAUCAAGGCAAAACUAAACCAGUCGGCGCAAGAUUUUGAAGUUCAAGGAAAAAAGACAAGUAACAAAUCGACGUGAUUGCAACGUUUUCUUGUUUUUUAGACCUCAAAGCAUGAUCUUAAGAUUGGGAUUUGUUUUUUACUGUCACUUUAUUUUUUUCUUACGUUUGUCUUAACUUUUGCUUUUUUUUACUACUUCAGUUUCCUUUUCCAAUGUAUUAAGAGGUCAUGUGCAUUUUUGGUUAUAAAUAAAGGGAUAUGUCUCUUGGUAACCAAA